CAGCUGUCUGUUUGCCACCGCGUCAUGAGGACGGGGCGAGCGUUUCCUUCCCCCGGCGCAUGCGCUCUGGGCUGCGGAAGCUUUCUUUUUUUUAAGUGUCACACACGCGAAGAGAAAACGUCGAGAGGAGCGCAGCUUCUGGGAUUGUGGCAGCGACAGUAAACCCGGAAGAGUUUUGUUUUCUGCCCUGGUAAAGCUAUAAGCGCAUGACAAUCCGGUGGCAUGUGUGCGUCAAUGGUUGCAGUGUGCAGAACACUUUGCAGAUCCUCUAAACAUCACCUGAGAAUGAAGUUUCCACAGGGAUCGGUGAGAUCCACCAGAGACUGCUCUCAGGCUGAAAACAGCUGGAAUCCUCUGAGAUGGGAUCUUUCCCCAGACGAGAUCAGGACCGUCACAGACACCUUGAUAGCCAGAGUGAAGAAGGUCUACGACGAUGUCGGAUCUCUGCACACAGAAACCGUCUCUGCUGAAAACACGCUGGAAGCCCUGGCUAACGCUAAGCUGGACUACGCAUCAUCCCGCCACGUUCUUGACUUCCCUCAGUAUGUCUGUCCCAACAAGGAGGUUCGAUCGGCGAGCACAGAGGCAGACAAGAAACUAUCUGAAUUUGACGUGGAGAUUAGCAUGAGGGAAUACGUGUUCAAGCGUAUGAUGGCCUUGCAGAAAAAGUUUCAAGACAAUCCUUCAACUGAAGAAAAGAGAUUCUUAGACAGACUGGUUACACUGGGCCAGAGGAAAGGACUGCAUCUGUCUAAAGAGAUACAGCAGGAAGUAAAAAAAACCUCCAAGCUUAUCAGUGACCUCUCCAUAGAAUUCAACAGGAAUCUGAAUGAGGACAAUACAUUUCUUGUUUUUUCCGAGCAUGAACUGGGAGGCCUCGCUGAAAUCUAUCUCAAUGGUCUGGAGAGGACAGCAGAGGGGAAGUACAAGGUGACGCUGGAAUAUCCCCACUACCACCCCCUGAUGAAGAGGUGCCACAAUCCUGAGACCCGGAGGAAGAUGGAAACAGCUUUCCACAGCAGGUGUAAACAGGUGAACACGGCGAUUCUUGAACAGCUAAUCCAACUAAGGGCAAAGGUGGCAGACUUACUUGGUUACAGCAGCCAUGCAAACUAUGUGCUGGAGAUUAACAUGGCUAAACACGCAGGCAAUGUGUCCGGCUUUAUAGAUGCAUUCUACGACAGACUAAAACCCAUUGGAAUCAAGGAGAGAAAGUACAUCCUAGCACUGAAGAAGAGGGAAUGCUUGAUGAAGGGCUUCCAGUUUGAUGGGCAGAUCAAUGCCUGGGACUUGCCCUACUACAUGAACCAAGUGGAGCAGUGCAAGUUUGCUGUCAACAAAGACAAACUGAUUGAGUAUUUUCCCCUGGCGGUGGUGACAGAAGGGCUGUUUGGUAUCUACGAGGAGCUGCUGGGCCUCACCUUUGAAGAGGUCAAGGGCGCUCACGUUUGGCACGAAGAUGUCAAGCUUUACUCAGCCCACGACUCCGAGACGGGGGAGGAGAUUGGACAGUUCUACCUGGACUUGCACCCAAGGGAAGGGAAGUAUGGCCAUGCUGCUUGCUUUGGCCUCCUGCCAGGAUGCAGAGGACCUGAUGGAAAACGCAGGCUUCCGGUGGCUGCUAUGGUGGCUAACUUUACAAAGCCGAGAAAAGGCUGGCCCUCACUCCUCCAACACCAUGAAGUGGAGACAUAUUUUCACGAGUUUGGCCACGUGAUGCAUGAGCUCUGCUCUAAGACCACGUUUUCAGAAUUCAGUGGUACUCAGGUGGAAACAGACUUUGUGGAAGUGCCGUCCCAGAUGCUGGAGAACUGGGUUUGGGAGAAGGAGCCACUAAGAAGGAUGUCAAGCCACUACAAGGAUGGGACACCGGUCCCAGAUGAUUUGCUCGACAAACUGAUUGCAUCCAGAGUAGCGAACACAGGUCUGAUGAACCUGCGGCAGGUUGUCCUCAGUAAGGUGGACCAGUCCCUUCACUCCUGUCCAAGUGCAGAUACAGCUCAGGUGUUUGCACAGCACUGCCAGGACAUCCUCGGUAUUCCUGCUACACCUGGCACCAAUAUGACAGCCAGUUUCAGCCACUUGGCCGGAGGAUACGAUGGUCAGUACUACAGCUAUCUGUGGAGCGAAGUUUACUCAAUGGACAUUUUUUUCAGUCGUUUUAAAAAGGAAGGCAUUAUGAACCCAAAGGUUGGGAAAGAGUACAGGAGGGUGAUACUAGAAACUGGAGGCGCGGUGGAUGGGAUGGACAUGCUGAAAAGCUUCCUUGGACGUGAGCCAUGCCAGGACGCUUUCUUUCAGUGCAAAGGACUGACUGAUACGAAAACAUCAUAAGUAGAAUCAUUUUUGAAAUGUAAAAUUAACAUAAAAUACAUUGG
Messenger RNA from Xiphophorus couchianus (Monterrey platyfish), 2378 nucleotides. It is a transcript of the gene nln, whose product is annotated as neurolysin (metallopeptidase M3 family). Lineage: Eukaryota; Metazoa; Chordata; Actinopteri; Cyprinodontiformes; Poeciliidae. Gene Ontology annotation, molecular function: metalloendopeptidase activity. The transcript has 14 exons. Bases 223 to 2334 code for a protein of 703 amino acids. Gene Ontology annotation, cellular component: mitochondrial intermembrane space. Gene Ontology annotation, biological process: peptide metabolic process; proteolysis. The record is from RefSeq and is a predicted model, not a curated record.